This is a messenger RNA of Xenopus tropicalis (tropical clawed frog), 1099 nucleotides long. It is a transcript of the gene agr3, whose product is annotated as anterior gradient 3, protein disulphide isomerase family member. The transcript has 9 exons. Gene Ontology annotation, cellular component: endoplasmic reticulum; cytoplasm. NCBI's taxonomy places the organism in Eukaryota, Metazoa, Chordata, Amphibia, Anura, Pipidae. The record is from RefSeq and is a predicted model, not a curated record. Bases 180 to 674 code for a protein of 164 amino acids.
GAUGCAAUGUACCAGCAACUGUGAGCUACAGUAUCUCCUGCUCUUCCAACUCCCUUCUUAAUAUGCUCUGGGUUUUAUUUUAUCUGCCGGCAUUAGAGAACAGGUUCCCGGCUCCUAUAGCAACGGAAAGCCACAGGUCAGGUGUCCAAGAGUUCUGAAGGCAACUGACAAUAUCCACAAUGUAUUUUCCAAUGAUAGAACUGACACUUGUGCUGCUUGCAUCCUCCAACUUAGCCAUGUCGGUCAGAAAAGAAAUCCGGGCCCCGCAGACACUAUCAAGAGGUUGGGGAGAUGAUAUCUCAUGGGUGCAAACAUAUGAAGAAGGACUUUACAAUGCAAAGAAAAGAAAUAAGCCCUUAAUGGUAAUUCAUCAUUUAGAAGAUUGUCAGUAUUGCCAAGCAUUGAAGAAAGUAUUUGCAGAAAGUGAUGAAGCUCAGACAUUAGCCCAAGAGCAAUUCAUAAUGCUCAACCUUAUGCAUGAAACAACUGACAAAAACCUUUCCCCUGAUGGACAGUAUGUGCCUCGGAUAAUGUUUAUUGAUCCCACUCUUACAGUUAGAGCUGAUAUUACGGGAAGAUAUUCCAAUCGUCGUUAUACUUAUGAGCCACAGGACCUACCGCUAUUGAUAGAAAAUAUGAACAAAGCGAUACACCUUUUGCAGACUGAACUAUGAGCGCUUCCAGUUACUGCCAAAUGAAUGUAGGACCCAUCCCUGCCAUCUGAAUCCAACAUAGUGACUGUAAUAGGGGCACAAGGAGGAGCGCAGUCUCCUGUGGUUAUAGCAGGAUGCUAAAUAUAUUGUUCUGCUGCAGAAGAAAUGAUGGGUAUACAAUCUGUUACAUGCAUUAUACUUGUUAUAAGUUCUUUACACAUUAUUCUUGCAGCUUCUGGCCUAAACUGUGUGAAAUACAUUUAAGCCCUGCCAGCUGUACAAUAUCGCUCUUAGAGCUGUGCCAUGCUGUGUGCUGUCUGGCAAGAUGCAAUGUAGUACAAUAAAAGACACCCUGUGGGUUAUGGGUUACUUGGUAUGAAUAAAUGAUUGUCACAUCUAAUAUCUGUGUUGCAUUCACACGGGUAGAGAUAAUAAAAGUUGUUAGA